AUGCAAUUUGUUCAACAUAAUAUUAGAUCUUUAUUUUUUGACAAAAUAGAGUUUCGUGAGUCAGGAAAUGAGGAAAAAAGGUUAAACGUUACAGUUAUUGAAACAGAUGGAAUUAAUCUAUAUAUUGGGACAUCAAAUGGAUAUGUUUAUCAUUUUGUUUUGGAAAAUAGGAAAAGUUUGUCAUUGUUUCCGGAAUUUAUUUUUGCUUCUAAACAUAAUUUAUUGGAGAAAAAGUUAGUGAAAUUAAUUCUCGUUUUGUCUCAGAUUACUUGUGUGGUUAUAUUGUGUGGAAAUGUUCUUUUUUUCUGUAAUUAUCCGGAGCUUUCUCCUGUGUUUGGUCUGGAACCUAUUAAGGGUGUUGUAGAUAUUUGUCAGGAUUUGGAUAAGUAUGGAGAAACAGAAUUAGAUGGAAGUGUUAUCUUAACAGUUUUGAUGAAAAGAAAAAUAAAACGAAUUAAGGUUAAAGAUACGAUUUCUGUUGUUUUAGAUAUUGAUUAUUCUUCCGUAGUUUCUAUAUGUCAGAGAGGAUUUAUUUGUUGUGUUGCUACUAUUUCGUCUUACGAACUUAUUAAUUUUGAAAAUAAUAGAAGGAUACCUCUUUUUCCUAUAAUUCAAGGGAAUGAUCCUCUACAUCAUAAUUUUUUGCGAAUAUCUACGCCAUUUUUAAGACCUAUAAUUAUAAGUAUUUCUAAGUCAGAGUUUGUUGUAACAAGUUUAUUUGAUGGAAAAAAUUCUGUUGGAUUAUUUGUUGAUAUAAAUGGUAAUAUUGUGCGAGGAACUAUUAUGUUUUCCGAAUAUCCAAUUUCUUUAGCUUCUGAAUUUCCUUUUUUGAUGGCUUUAAUGGAUAAUUCGUUUGUUGAAAUACAUAAUAUUAUUGAUCAGACACUUGUUCAGGUUGUUCAAUCUCCAUUAUUAGGAUCUAUUACAAAUAUUUUCCGUACAUUUGGUCACUAUUGUAUAUUUUCUGAAUCUCUAAUGAAGAAGAUUGUUAUGGUAAAAGCUAUGUCUUCUAAAGAUCCAGAAACUCGAGAUGAUGAUAUCAAAAAUAAUAAAUUCUUAGAAGAAAUGAAUAUUGCCACUAGGUUAUCUAGUAUUCCUUCAAAAGUUUUUUUAACUGGAGAGAAUGGAAUAAGUUGUUUAGUAUUUGAUUCUAUUUUAGUCCAUGUUGAUGAGCUCUUGAAUCUAAAAGAAAUAGAUAAUGCUCUUCUUUUUAUAAAAAAAUUUACUAAAAUAAUAACUCCAGAAAAUAUUCAUAGUGAAAGAAUUUAUCAUGAAAUUUCAUAUAUUCGUCAGAAGUCUGGAUUUGUUUAUCUGGAAAAAAUAUUAUUUGAUGAUGCUAUUAUUCAAUUUGAGGAAUCGGAUAUUGAUCCUAGACUUGUCAUUUCUCUUUUUCCUGUGUUCGACGUGAAAUUAGAUGGAGUUAUGACAUAUAAGGGAGUUGAUGAAAUUAUUUGUAGAUUAGUGGAUAUUGAUAAUAUAAUUUCUUCUGAAAUUUCUGGAAAAUUUGAUUCAUAUGUGCAAUUAUCUGAUGAAGAAAUUGAAACUACUCAGAAUUAUAGAAAAAUUUUGUAUCAGAAUGCAUUAAAUACAUUAAAGAAAUAUCUUCUUAAAUAUAGGCAAAGAAAGGGAUUGGGAAGUAUAGGUACUGGCUAUAAAAAUAAACAAAUAUUUCAAGUAGUUGAUCUAGCCCUUUUGAAAUUGCUUGUAUACUUAAGUCCUGAAGAAGAUUCAAAUGUUUUAUAUAAAUUAGUUGAUUCGGGAGUUGAAUGUUUUGAUGAUGCUGUAAUAAUUUUUGAGGAAAAUGAGAAAUAUUUCCUUUUAAGUAAAUUAUAUCAAAAUAUGAAAAUGCAAAAUAAGGUUUUGGAGAUUUGGAAAAAUAUAUUGGAUGGAAACCUGUCUGAUCACGAAUUUCUAGAUGGUGAAAAAAAAAUGAAAGAUUAUUUAUUUGAGGUGGAUGAUGAUAAUUUACGUAUUGAUUACGCUAUAUGGUUAUUAGAAAGAAUGCAACAUAUUGGAAUUGAGUUUUUUAUUAAUAUUAGCUCUAAAAAGCCAUUCAAGUUUUCUAUAGAUGAAAUGGUUAAUAUAUUCCGUUCUCGGAGUAAGAUAUGUCUUAAGAUUUAUUUAGAAUAUCUUGUUUCGAAUUUUAGUAAUUUGUCUUUUUUAAAUGAACUUUUGUUAUUAUAUCUUGAUGAAAUUAUUAAUUACUUGCAAAUUCCUUUGAUUAGAGAUGCUACAAAAAAAUCUAUUAAAGAUUAUAGUGAAUUAAAUGACGACAAGUUGCCUUAUUUUGAAUAUUUAUCUACUUGUAUGAUAGAAAAUGAUGAAAGAUAUCAAAAAUUCGUUUCCAAUAGGAUUAAGUUGAUUGAAUAUUUACAAUCAGUUUCUGAUUAUGAUUUUGAACUUGUUUUAAAACAUUUGUAUUCUCAAAAAGAUCUACUUUUAAUCGAAUUAGUGAUUUUAUAUGGAAGAUUUUCUAGGCAUGAAGAAGCACUCACAAUUUUAGUUCAAAUUUUAAAGGAUUAUAAAACUUCUGAAAUUUAUUGCUACCAUCGAGGUUUAUUUGUUAAAUCAUAUUAUGAUAAUAAAGAUUCUAAUGAAUUUCUAUCACAACGAAAAAAACUUUUCAAAAUGUUACUAGAUCAAUAUUUAAAACUUCCUGAUUAUGAUCAAAGACUUUCUAGAAUAUCUUUUCUUCUUAGACAUUGGAAUAUUUACUUGGAUGCUAUUUAUGUUUUAAACACUAUUUCAAAUGAUUGGUCUAUUGAAAAAAUUUCUGAUUUUUUAAUUACUAUUUUACAAAAAAACAUUCAAGAAAAACAUCAUUCAUUUCUUAUAAAAUCUCUUCAUCGUGGUUUUUCUACAUUAUAUGAUUAUUCUAAAUUUAUCUCAUUUACUAACAAAUUUUAA
Pneumocystis murina B123 is the source of this 2907-nucleotide messenger RNA. RefSeq lists its product as hypothetical. Gene Ontology annotation, biological process: vesicle-mediated transport; endosomal vesicle fusion; autophagy. NCBI's taxonomy places the organism in Eukaryota, Fungi, Ascomycota, Pneumocystomycetes, Pneumocystales, Pneumocystaceae. The coding region runs from base 1 to 2907 and encodes 968 amino acids. The record is from RefSeq and is a predicted model, not a curated record. The transcript is spliced from 10 exons. Gene Ontology annotation, cellular component: cytoplasm; fungal-type vacuole membrane.